UUUUUUAAAAGAUCAAUUAUAAAAUGUUUUUUUUUGUUGUUCUAAAAUACUCACGUGAACUCGUGAAGUAUAUAUAUAACGAUAAACGAAAAUAUAAGAUCUAAGGUUAUAAAAAACACAGCACUAUAAAAAAGAAGAAGUGGGGGCGUUUUGUUUUCUCAUCUACUCUUUUUUUCAUUUCUUUUUCUUUGUUAUAUACUCUUCAUUUGGAAAAAUAACAAAAAUAAAGGAAAAAGGUGAAAGCGUUUGGCGAUGAAGAGGAACGCACUUUGGCUACUGUGCCUUCUGGUGUUACCGGCGAUAGCCUGUGGUAGGAAACCGGAGAAGAAGGUGACGGCUUCAUCCGGGAGGAAGGAGGAUGACCUUGUGACCGCUUUGCCCGGUCAACCACCGGUUAACUUCAGACACUACGCCGGUUACGUGAAUCUCGGGCCUCAGCAGACGCAGAAGGCACUCUUCUAUUGGUUCUUCGAAGCCCAACAAAACUCUUCUCGCCGUCCUCUCGUCCUUUGGCUCAACGGAGGACCUGGUUGCUCAUCGAUCGCGUAUGGAGCUGCUCAAGAACUGGGCCCUUUCCUUGCUCGCACCAAAGGUCACAACCUUACCUUCAAUCAAUUCUCUUGGAACAAAGCGGCCAAUAUGUUGUUCUUGGAAGCACCGGUUGGGGUUGGAUUCUCGUAUACCAAUAACUCCAUGGAUCUUCAAAAGCUUGGAGAUCAAGCUACUGCUGCUGACUCUCUUGCUUUCUUGAUCAACUGGUUCACGAAAUUCCCCGAGUUCCGAUCCAAUGAGUUUUACAUCACCGGAGAGAGUUACGCCGGUCACUAUGUUCCACAGCUUGCGGAGCUGAUUUACGACAGGAACAAGAAGGUUACAAGAGGGUCGCAAAUUAAUCUCAAGGGAUUCAUGAUUGGGAACGCCGUGAUCAACGAGGAAACAGACAUGGCAGGACUAGUGGACUACGCAUGGAGCCACGCCAUUGUAUCAGACGAGCUCCACAACAACCUCCAUGGCUCGUGCCGUUUUGAUGAGGAGGAUGAGACGAGCAACAAGACCUUACAAUGCUAUGACAAUUUCAAAAAUUUCAUGGAAGCUUACAGCGAUAUCGAUAUAUACAGCAUCUAUACCCCCGUUUGCCUCUCCUCGUCGUCGUCUUCUUCUCCAAGAAAACCUAAACCCAUCGUGUCUCCUCGUCUCCUUACUUCAGACGACAUGUGGGAUAGGUUACCGGCCGGGUACGAUCCAUGCACUGAAGGCUAUGCCGAAGCCUAUUUCAACCGGAAAGAUGUGCAGGUCGCGCUUCACGCGAACGUUACAAACCUUCCGUACCCGUACACUCCUUGCAGCGGGGUGAUAAGGAAAUGGAAUGAUGCUUCAUCCACCGUGAUUCCCAUCAUCCAGAAGCUUUUGUCGGGCGGCCUCCGCAUCUGGAUCUAUAGUGGAGAUACAGAUGGGAGAGUUCCAGUAACAUCGACGCGUUAUAGUAUAAAAAAGAUGGGACCAAAGGUGGAGUCACCGUGGAGGUCUUGGUUCCACAAGAGUCAAGUGGCUGGAUGGGUUGAGACUUACGCCGGAGGGCUAACUUUUGCCACCGUGAGAGGAGCUGGUCACCAGGGUGUUGGUGUUCUAGCAAAGAGUAACACUUUUGCUAAGAGUCCAAGGCAACUCCAAUUUGAAGCCGACAUUAACAAACUUUUUAUGUUUACCAGCCUUAUCGGCCAUUAUUACUCAUGGGGAUAUCUGUUAUAUAGCUAUAAUCGUCUGGGACGAGACGCUGAAGAGGCUGAUGCAGAAGAGAUCAUUGAGAUGGCCGGUAAAGCCACUUUAUCUGAGCAAGAGAAGCAAGUUCAUGAGAACAUUCACUACCAACUCCAAAACUUUUGUGCUUCCAUGGACGAGAUUCUUCUUCCUGAUAGCCACAGAACAAAAGAACUAAACGGGCCAGAAUCAGAAUCUAAAAGCGGACUUACUUUUGCCAUCGGUAAAGACGAUGAUGUUCCAACUGCAGACAAGCCAGUUGUUCCUGAGACUAAGCCGCUCAAACUCGCUGAAGUCUCGCAACGGUUAAAGGAUCGAAUUGGGUACACCCUCGAGAUCAAAUCAUCCUUAAUACCUCACAAAGACGCGGGUCAAGGUUGUUUCAUUGAUGGUGAAGCAGAUGUUGGAGCUGUCUUAGCCUUUUACCCUGGUGUGAUCUACUAUCCUCCUUUCCACAGAUACAUUCCCGGGUAUCCAAACGUUGAUGCACAGAACUCAUAUCUGAUCACUAAGUAUGACGGGACGGUAAUAAAUGCUCAACCUUGGGGUCGUGGAGGAGAAUCACGAGAAGUAUGGAACAGCUCUUUUACAACGCCUGAGAUCAGAGCAGAUGCCAAAACCCCGGAAAACUGUUCAGACAAGGUCUGGAAGAUGCCGAGUAGGCCGCUUGAAGGUUCGGGUAACGUUGAAGCGGUUCUUGAAAUGAGAAACCCUUUGGCGUUUGGUCAUUUUGCCAAUCACCCGAGUAAAGAUAUGGAUCCUAAUGUCAUGAUUUGCCCGUAUGACUUCCCUUUGUCAGAGAAAGCGAUGCGAGCUUACAUUCCAAAUGUAGCUUUUGGGAACGCAGGAGAGGCAAAUGUGAUGAAAUUUGGAAGCUUAUGGUCUAGGACCGGGAGCAGUAGCAGUUUGGAUGCUCCUGUACUGAAGACGCUUGUUCUAGUGGCUACAAGAGCGUUGUGCAAUGAAGAAUUGAUGCUGAAUUAUGGACUGAGCAAGUUCGAGAGAAGACCAGAGUGGUAUACUACGGUUGAUGAAGAGUAA
Messenger RNA from Thlaspi arvense, 2799 nucleotides. The record is from the annotation of a GenBank genome assembly. NCBI's taxonomy places the organism in Eukaryota, Viridiplantae, Streptophyta, Magnoliopsida, Brassicales, Brassicaceae.